Liolophura sinensis is the source of this 6683-nucleotide messenger RNA. Its product is annotated as IQ motif and SEC7 domain-containing protein 1-like. Bases 578 to 3790 code for a protein of 1070 amino acids. The record is from RefSeq and is a predicted model, not a curated record. The transcript has 13 exons. Gene Ontology annotation, molecular function: guanyl-nucleotide exchange factor activity. NCBI's taxonomy places the organism in Eukaryota, Metazoa, Mollusca, Polyplacophora, Chitonida, Chitonidae. Gene Ontology annotation, biological process: actin cytoskeleton organization; regulation of ARF protein signal transduction.
UCUUACUGUGUAAGUCACUAAAAGCUCUGUGAAUUGAAUAUUGGCUUGAUUCUGAAUCUGUGAUGUCAGCUGUGUUAGAUUAAGGAAACUAUGUGUUUCCUCAUUUCUGAACAUUGACCAGGCAACAGAAACCUGCAGUUUGAGAAUAAAAGAGCUAUGUUUCACAAGUACACGCCUAUUGUGCAUACAACAACAACAGAGCCUGUUUUGUGACAGGGAGAGUUGAAAGGAUGUCUGCCGUUUGUGUUUUAGGGGGUGGACAGUUCAUGAUGAAAGAGACUGUUAACUGAAUUGAAUUCUUGCCUGUACCCACAAAUUUCUUGUGCAAUCAGUUUGCCAUGCUAACAAGUUUAUUCAGCUUCAGCCUGGAUUGAUGGCCCUAGCCAAACCUUACAUGUUUACUGGGUCUAAAUCAGUAAAGAGUAGAAAAAAGAUGUUGAUUUUAUUUCAUUAACGAAACAUCCAGUCAACUGCAGGAAAUUUGAUCAAGGAAUCGUAAAUGUAAUUCCUUGAAAUGACGGUGCAAUGGAGAGGGUAUCCUGAGGCUAAAUAUUUACAUAUAUUUACAAUCUGAGCUAUGGAAGGCUUUGUCAAGUCUGAAUUUCAUGUGGGGUGCCUGGCAAAAAUCCACAAGUUGUUGUGCUCAUUUCGAUGCUGUUCGGAAAAACGCAGUCUUGCCGUGUCUGACAGCGUUAUAACUUACACAACAGCAGAGGAUGUAUACAUUGUCAGUGUAACAAGUGCUCGGUCCAGUGAAGAGUCUGUCCAGUUACGCACAAGGAACGGUUCCGGUUCAAACUCCUCUAACGCUGAGUCACCUCGCAACAGCAAAAACGGUUCACAGUCCAAUUUUACCAACAACCGUGUCCAACGACAAAGGUCCUUCAAAAGUGCCGAGAAUGAAAAUGUCCGACGGUCUCGUGGCCAGUCAGACGAGUAUGAGUUGUCUGAAGACCUGCGGGGCAAGCAGGUGGAAAUGCUAGAGCGCAAAUAUGGGGGAUCAAUCUGUGCACGCCGUGCGGCCCGAACUAUACAACGCGCUUAUAGACAAUAUUGUAUGAAUAGAAAUUUUGAAAAACUACGUAGUAACUUUGGUGAACGUCGGGUUUCGAAACGUUUAUCUGAGCUUGGACGCAGUAGUACUGUUUGGGGAGACCGUAUUUCUGGUGAUCUCCGACUUAUUAUGGGAGGAACCAUGGUUCAAAGUUCAGAAGGAAAGCCUACGGAAACAUUUCAGAGUGUCCGGAAGAGGAUCUCUGAGAUUGAAGCGGCUAAGCUCGCGGAUCAUCAGAGACUGUUACAUCAGCAGUCAUUAGACACGACUGUGAAGCUGCACGUAGACAGCAGUGCACACCGCAGUCGAAACCUUCACAAAGACAGGAGGAAGUUAGAACGCAGCAUGCACAUAGACCUAUGUGAGGGUCAAGACAAUAGAAAAGAUGGCAGUAGGUCAAAGUCUGACCAGUGUAUAUCAGAGGAGACAAACAAUAACAGGAACUCCUACCCUGAAAUGAAUGACAGCAGUGCUAGCGACUCGCCACAAGCCACGCCUGUGGAAAGUGCCGUAGAUUUGCACAGCCUGGACUUCGAGAACCUGUUGGAGAGUCGAGAGACAGAUAUUCUCACAGAUAGUUUUCACAGUGACAGUUUGCACAGUGACGGGAGUCAGGAGGCUGGAUCCUCUGCUCCCCACACCCCACAUACGCCCCACAGGUACCUGGGCCCCAAUCUGGGCUCAGAUGUAGACCUUACUGGGGAUCACCAUAAACCCCACCCCUUCCCCACUGACAUUUACACAGGGCAAUAUUCCGAGUCCCCAAGUGAUACUGCGUCUGUGUUAAGUGACAUUCAAAUCCGAGUGGAGCAGGCCUCUCCUGAAGACAGACCUGCGGACAAUGUGCAACAUUUACACAGCCAUCAUGGUAAGAAAUCCGGGAUUAUCUACACAAAUUCAGAACCGGGACUGUUACAUUACAACUCUGAUGUAAAGUUACGAGGUGUCAAACAUGGUCCACCAGAGACCCCGCAAAAGCCAUAUGGGCAGGGUCUUAGGGGCCCCUCAGCUUCCCCAAUCUGGAAGCGAAAAAGUGCACUGGGAUCAACAAAUAGUGGGGCCAAUAUCAAAGUAGAGGACUUAAAGCGAAUGAGUAAUAUCUCUGAGACCAGUGAACCAGACAGUGUUGAUGGGCAGUGCUACUCUAGUUCUCCAAGCUCGGAAAACAUCAGCUCGGAGAACAUAAGUAUUGGCAGUUUAGGCAGUGAAAACAGCAUAAGUUACCAACGGAAGAUCCGACAUAGCAUCACCCCUGAACAACAGCACAAUACUCCAAAGUUCGGAGACAAAGUUCGUAAGAGACUUUAUCGAAUUGGACUGAAUCUCUUCAACAAAAAACCAGAAAAGGGAAUCUAUUUCCUGGUUGAAAACUCCUUCAUUGAUCCAUCCUCCAAGUCGAUAUCAAGGUUCCUAAUUUCCCGCAAAGGCCUCAGCAAACAGAUGAUCGGAGAAUAUCUGGGCAACCUUCAGAAUCCAUUUAACCAGGAGGUCCUAGAGUUUUUCUCUGAUGAAAUAGAUUUAUCAGGCCUCUCAGUGGAUGUAGCUCUUCGGAAAUUCCAAUCUUACUUCAGAAUGCCGGGAGAAGCCCAAAAAAUAGAACGCCUAAUGGAGGCCUUUGCUCAAAGGUUUUGUAUGUGCAACCCUGACCAACUCAAACAGUUUAAGAGUGAAGACACUAUCUUCCUGCUUGCUUUUGCCAUCAUCAUGCUGAAUACAGAUCUCCAUAACUCCAACAUAAAACCUGAGCGGAAAAUGAAACUUGAGGACUUCAUUAAAAACUUAAGAGGAAUUGAUAAUGGUGAAGAUGUGGACCGUGACAUUCUGGUUGGAAUUUAUGAGCGAAUUAAAGGCCAAGAAUUUCGACCUGGAGUGGACCACGUCUCACAAGUGCUGAAAGUGGAACAGUCCAUUGUGGGCAAAAAACCACAACUGGCCCUACCUCAUCGCCGACUGGUGUGUUACUGUCGACUCUAUGAAGUUCAUGACCCUAAUAAGAAAGAACGGGUGGGUUCUCACCAGAGAGAGGUCUUCCUCUUCAAUGACAUUCUGCUGAUAACAAAGAUAUUUAGCAAGAAAAAAACAGGGAUUACAUACUCCUUCAAACAGUCGUUCCAGCUGUAUGGCAUGCAAGUCUACCUCUUCCAUACACCUUAUUACCAGUUUGGUGUACGUCUGACCAAUAACAUAGAUGGGAAAAUUCUCAUCACAUUUAAUGCCAGAAAUGACCAUGAUCGACAGAAGUUUGUAGAUGACCUUAAGGAAGCUAUCUUAGAAACUAAUGGUAUGGAAACAAUACGGAUUGAAGAAGAACUUAACAAGCACAGAUCAACACAACGCAACAAAGACAAACAUAACUACGUCAAUGAUGACUCAAGAGUUAUGGGCUACGACCUACUCAAACCCUCUGACCCAGUGGUAAAUAGAUUGUCUGCCCCUGAGUGUGGUUUGAAGAAAACAAACUCUCUGAUUGACCUCUCCGAAGCAAGUCAAGGCAUGAGAAGGGGUAGUGCAGGUUCACUGGACAGUGGAAUGGUGUCUGGUUCUACUGGUUCCACAGGCAGUGCCCAUAGUCAGGAAGAUCCGCCCUUACCAACAGUGGCCACGCCCAAGGGUGCUUCUCUGGUAGUGACGCCCAAACACGGCGUAACCAAGAAGCUGUCCUCCAAGACCCAGCAUCCAAAUGUGCGACAUUCCAUCGGCAAAUCACCAGGACGCGUUCCUGGCACAGAUGUGUGACCUCUACCACUGACGUCCAUACCACUGACGUCCACAGCGUGGGGAAAGUUGUUUGCGAUUUGGGAAGUGCAUGGAACACUGAGUUUGAGAAUGUAUCAUCACCUGUAAAGUGUAACAUGCAGUUUGGCUACCAGAAUGUGACUUAAAGUCAGCAUAUGUGUUACUGGAAAGUAAAUGUAUUGAAAGCAGAUAACGGUAAUAUGUCUAAUAUUAUCACAAAGUAGAUUACUUGGAAAGAUUGAUUACCCUAUGUCGCGUCCAAUACCAGAAAGUUGUCAGAAAGUCGACAGAUAUUACUCUGAUUUUGUAGUAGAAAUCAACAUGAUUGUUGGCUGUUUCAUGGGCAGAUAUGAAUGCAAGAAGCCUUACUUCAUCGGGUAUUGGCUUUGAAAUAAACUACAUGUAAAUCAAUAUUUGAUUGAUAUUGAACUGAUUUUCAAGUAUUUCCAAUCACCAUUUAUUUUUUUUUAUUUUUUUUUAGGAACAGAAUCAGUAAAACAAGAAAUAAGUGACAUUUACCAAUUAUGAUCAUUUUUAUUCUCUUGGUAUAUGAAUUAAUGCUUAUUUUUGAUUUCAUAAAGUCUUAAAUCUUAAAAUCAGUUUUAUUUCAAAGUGCCUUAAUGCUCUGUAGUUACAUCUUUGCUGUGUAUGUAGUUUUCAGUGAGUUUAAGAAACACAAUUGAGUCUCUGCUAGGACCUAGGAAAGUGUAUAAUUUUUUUAAAAAGCCGUCAUUACAAUUUUGGUAAUUUUACAUCUUCUUUUGAUCUAGCUGUAUGUGCUAGGUGGUAGCUGUUAUUUUAUAGAACUUUAAUGAAGUAGCAACAUAGGUAUCCUUAGUGAAAGAUGUUUUUGGGUCAUCAGUGUUGAGCAACAGUCUAUUUGGGAUUGCAAAUUUACCGAUGUAAUCAAAAUGUUUUAUUUCUGCAGCAGUUUCAAGUCUGGCUAUUGUUAUUUUAUUGUUAGCAUUGCCAUCAUGUCUGACACGUCCAACACUGAAAAAAAAGCAUUUAAAAGAAAUGUGAAAUAGUAAUCAGAACAUUAAAUCCAUGUGUAUGUGAUUUAGAAUACUUUUAUCUGUUCUUUAAAGAGUUGAAAUGAACACCUCAGAUAUUAUGCAGAAUUUUUACAUUAUAAUUAGUAAAACUGUAUGCAAAUUUUACUGUCACAUCUUUUUUGAAUAGCAAAAUUAAAACAACUAUUGGUGAUGUAUAUCCUUGAUGUAUGUAGAUCAGACAUACACAUACACCAAACAUGAAGCAGCCAAUUUGUUGUUUUUCACAUCAGAAAGGGUUGAAGACUGUUUUUUUUUUUUCACAGGGUCAAUGUAUAAUUGGGUGGCUUCAGCAGGUAUAGAACUCCAUCAGACUGUAUUAUUCCAAGAUAAAAACAAUUGAGCUGUACAAAAGUUGUAAAUACGGAUUAUGAAACUGUAUUUCUGUUGUCACCAUAGUAGUUGUCUGUUAGAAAAUAGACAGGCAACAUUUGUAUUUUUUCUGUAGUAUGCAGAAUGGCUGCUUUCAAAAAGACAGGAAAACUUGAGUAUUUAAUGGAACUGAAGGGUAGGCCUCAAUUUUUCAUAGGAAUUGUAUAAAUCAAGACUUUACCCAUAUGGCAUAUACAAUGUACUGAUAUUUCGCAAAAUGAUUCCCUAAGUUGAAAUUGACAGGAGACCUACACAAAAGUUCAAGGCUUGCGGAACAAGUGUGAGAUCACGUGGCCACAUCUUUGUCUUGAGGGGACACCCUGAAAAAAUGUAAAUUAUACACAAGCAACAGCUUUAUAAACAUAAGCUGACUUACUUGAAUGCAGCAUGUUUAGUAAAAAUAUCUACAGCACAUGUUGAUUGUGAAAAUUAUGAAAGUGUGUACAGGUAAUUCAAAUUGACAGCAGAGUGACUUUUGAGUGUAUGGAGUGUUCAUGGCAUAGUGUGUUCCAGAUGUUGGUUGUCUCCUGAACAAAUGGUUACAAACAGUAUGGAAUGUUAGAGGCUCAGUAUGGUAGAAAAGAUUUGUGACAUGUAGCUUACAAAAAGGAAGUUUGGCUCAGACAAUUACUGUGCUAAAGGACAUGUAAGAAUGCUUGUUGUAUGUUGUUUGCUAUGCAGUAGUAAAAAUUGAAACUUUGUUUGCUUUUUCUGGAAUCCUUAUCAUAAUGUGGCCUUUGUGACCUUUACCGUUACCAAACCCUGUCAUUAUCGAGGUCUGACAUAUUCAUACAGGCGUACAAUGAAAUUACCUGUAUUUAGAAUUGCCUUGUCCUUAUUUUGGUAGGUGUCCAAAAUGAGAACGAAAUGUUACUUUGUGGUAAUCAGUAAUUUAGAUGAUGUCUGAAAUUCACGUCAUGGAUAGCCCAAAGUGUUUGCUGCACUAAGUUGCUUAGAUUCCUCUUUGCUAUACUAGAUAAAGGUAUUUUGCUGUUCCCUUGUAGUGGGAGUUGCUGAAUACAUGCUGGGCUCAGUGUGGGAAUGGUGUGUUUUAGUGCACAUAAAUUUGUUGUCAACUGGUUUAAAUGUUCAGUGCUUUCACAGUUUUGCAUAUUAAUGAUUUCAAGAUUAAAGGUUUAUAUGUAUUGUGAAAAUACAAAUAAUGAUACCUGUAUAGCGUUGCCAUUAGUAUAAUGUUGUACUAAUAUGAUUUGUAUUUUUUGUGUGUAUUUAUUUGCAUCAUGGGAAUAUAUUAUUAUUACUUGUACAGUACUAAGUUAUGCAAGCACAGUCCCACUCCUGAAAAUGGGAUGGCCGCGCUUUGGGACCCUCAGCAAUAAGCGCUUAGAUCUUUACUCUGAUUGGUCCACAUCAUAUGUAUUGCAUAGGUCUCGGUCCAAUCGUAUUUGUGAAUACUUUGAUAAUACUGUUUGGAGCUUAGAGCUAAUAAAGAUCAGAAACACUGAAAA